UUUCUCACCGUUGAUCUUGAAAGAUGUUCAAAUUACUUACGUUUUUAAGCUUUGUCGUUGCAGCAUUCGGUCAAGAAAGUGCUCAUAUAGCAAUUGUCGAAAAAUGUGAAAAAUCCAGCGGACUUACGCAAGAAACUAUCGAGGUUUUAUGGCAAUGGCAAAUUCCAGAAAACUUGGCAAAAUGCCAUACGGAUUGCAUCCUGAAAGGUUUCAAUUGGGUUUCUGGAUCAGAAAUUAAUUACAAUGUAAUCGACAGCGACUUUUUGUACAUCAAAGAAACAGUUGACUCGAAAGCUUUUGUUGAGAAAAAUUGCGGCAAAUUUUCAGAAGACGAAUGUACACGUUCUGAUGAGCUCUACAAAUGCUUCUUAGAUAAAUUCGAGCCUUUGCAGAAAUUCAAGGACGCUUUUGAUCAAAUUGAGAACACUUCAUAAAAUGAAAAAAAUUAGUAGACUUUGCUUUAUAUAACUUGACAUUUUCGUGAAAAAUAUAAUUUUUGUCUUGAAAA
Molecule: messenger RNA, 508 nt
Organism: Culicoides brevitarsis
Lineage: Eukaryota; Metazoa; Arthropoda; Insecta; Diptera; Ceratopogonidae
Exons: 3
Coding region: 24-434 (136 amino acids)
Molecular function (GO): odorant binding
Source: RefSeq, a predicted model, not a curated record